ACAGAAGCGCUAACGUCGUAACAGAAAGAACAGAUCCAGUGGUAAAGAAGAUUACAAAAUUUUCAGUCGCGAUUCAAAUGAAGGCAUAGUUGCUGCUGCUACCACAUCACCCGGUAGAUGGAUCUACUCGCGCACGUACAGUUCGCGGGGAGAGAAAAAAAAAACCUUGUAUGCGUAGUCCUACAAAACAAUUCUUUGUUUCUUAGAACCCGCCAUUCCAAAACCACGACAACACACGACAACAGAAAAAAAAACGGAACUGUUGAAACAAAGAAUACCUAAUGGCUGCGAAGAAUUGGCGGAGGCUUACAGGACGAGCCAAAUCGAAAUACUAAAACAUACCACUGCAUGCACUGAGCAUGCGCAAAAACUUUUCGUCGCCAGUGUAUUCAACGCCACUCGCUGCCUUGUUCACGGACAAAAGAUGGAGAUAAUCCUUGGCGGUGUCGAUACCGCAGUAUGGCCAAUAUCAUGCAAUCUGAUUUUUUUUUUUCUUCAUUUCUUUAUUUUGCACAGCCAACAAGCCUGCGUUGUUGUUUUUUUUAAUCAUAUUUCACUGUUGUUCGUUUCCACACAUAACGUGUGUUCCUUGUUGACGACGUUGUUACAUGAAAUCAGGCGCUCCAUGCCGCGUAAUAAAGCUCUACAGGAGUGAAAAACACGGCCUAACACCACGUGAUCUAGUCCAAAGAGCCUAUACUUUCUGCACUCUCUCCUACGCCCGAUGACGCGUUUGCGAUAACCCGGUAUCGAUAAGCUUAGCGCAAAAAAAAAAAAGAAAAGGUAGCCCCGUUCUUUUCCAGAACGCAGGAUUGGUGCCUGAGGACACCGCCAUGCCGGAUCUUAAGCGAGAACGGGUGCAUCGUUUUCGGGACCAUGUCGUCGCGGGCGUCAACUGGCGACCGACGCGGUUCGUCGACGAGGUGCCGAAUUCGCGUGUUUGCGGCCUCUGCCGCAUGAUCCCGACACGGACGGUGUUGCUGCCGUGCUCGCACGUUCUUUGCCAAUCCUGCCACGCAGCCAGCUCGGCAGCUGGCGCCGGACUGUGUCCGCUGGAUCGAGAGCCGUUCGAGGAAUCGGAGUGCCACGGUGCCGAUUUCCCUGCCAGGAAUGCUAACGCAUUGCAAGCUUACUGCUGGAACGAAGCACACGGAUGCGAGUUCACAGGCACCAUGGAAGCUUUACUGCGGCACUACGAGAUGGAAUGCGCAUUCCACACUGUGGAUUGUUUAAGGUGCGGCCAAGGAGUCCUGCACCAAGACCUGUCAAUGCACUACGUGGCCGCCUGCAGUGCCGACGUUUCUUCCGCGGUCACAGAGAACUCCUCCUCGGAACAUACAGUGGCACUGACACUUCAAGACUUGAGCAACGCCCAGGAAGAUUUGAAGGCGCUUUUGAAAGGCCUGUUUUAUGAUCAACUGCUGCCUGCUAUUCAAAGUCAGAUGAAUGAGCUCACCGAACAAGCUAAGAGCCAGGAAGCCAGAUUGGCUGAGAUCACUAGAGAGCUAAAGGCUUCGGAGCACAACUUAAAGGGUGAGAUGGUUAAUAUCAGGCGAUCCAUGUCAUCAGCGUCACACCUGCCAAAUUCGGCUCCGGAGGCCGGCACGUCCUCGUCCCUGCCGUUGCGCUCCGAGAAGGCGCUAAUACUUCGCAAGCUGGAACACUUCGUCAACGUGGCGCUCAGCACCCUGGAACGUGUGCGGCAAGACGCACCGCAGCAGAAUCAUCGCCCUGUCAUUGCGUAUUGCCAGCCUGUCCUCGCUUCAGGCAACGAGCAUCCGCGUUUAACCAGUGCGCUGUCGACAUCACUUUGGUUAAGCGAGGAAGUUAAGGAUAUGAAGUACGUCCUGACCGUGGAAAACGCUGAGGAAAUUUGUAAGUGCGAAGUGAAAAAGAGAACGCUUGCCGAGUUGACAUGGUUCCACACGAGAGACACGUAUUUUACGGUUGCCGUCAACAAGAGUACCUACCGUGAUGCUCCUUGUCUCGCGUUGGAGAUUCAGUUCAACGGGCUGCUGGUGGGCUCACAGUGCGUGCCACUUAAAUUGAACGUGAAGGUGUGGAAGGAUGACCCAAUGGCGGGUCGUUACAUGUACUCGUUUGUCAAAAGUUGUUUCUGCGCUCGCGAUCAAGGUUCACUGCAACACAUUCACCGCGUGUUCUGGAUGGAGCUAGAUGACCUUGUAAACGAUGGCUAUCUUCGAGACGGUGAGAUGACGUUCGACAUCGAGCUAGAAGACAUCAAGGACGAGGGUCGGGCACGAGCUGCUCUUUGACUCCCAGCAUGCGCUGCAACGCCAUGUUCUUGCGCUUAACGCGCUCGUAUCUCAGAUUUAGUAAGUCUCUAAUACUCUGCUCUUAAUUCGAAGGAGUUGAAACCUUUUUGUGUGCUUCGUAUCCGGUUAUUUAGGUGCUACUUCAUGUGUUUCUAAAUGUGUUUUGUCUUUCUUUUGUGUGAUUAUCAGCUCGGUUACAUUUUCAUUAUGCUAAUACGCGUGCUUGACCUGCAGAUAUUAACUAUUGAGACAUCCUCCUACAUAUUCUUUCCUGCAUUAUUGCUGUGAGAUUUCUGUGUUGACGGCCAGAGGAUAUCGGAGCAUUCAGGCUGUCACAACGACGAAGACUUUAUAUGUAGUAGCAUCAAGCUAAGGUUCUUUUCACAAAGUGGGCUGCAAUUCAGCGAAAGCUGCUGUGAUUAGAGCCCGAAACUAUAGGUUGUUCUGUGUUCCAUCCGAUGUAGCCAAAACUGACGUAUCAGGCAUUAGUGCGACCCGAACUAGAAUUUGCAGCCGCAAUUUCUGUACUUCGCUCUGUUCAUAAACAGUUGCACUUGC
Molecule: messenger RNA, 2834 nt
Organism: Dermacentor andersoni
Lineage: Eukaryota; Metazoa; Arthropoda; Arachnida; Ixodida; Ixodidae
Source: RefSeq, a predicted model, not a curated record